GCUGUAUCUGCACUCCAUCAGCUUGCAUCACAUCCAUCCGUUGCUGCCCAGCUAUGUGAUGAUCCUACAUUCAUUGCGCUCAUCGUCGAGUUCCUUUCGAGAAAUGAUGUUUCGGGUGCGGAAGACGAGUUACUUGAGCGAGAACUGUUAGGUUUACUGUAUCAAUUGAGCAAAACCCCGGAAGGAGCCCGCACUGUAGAAGAAGCGGGAUGGCAGAGAGAUGGUCUGGAACCGGAACUUUUUGGCGAAAUGUACCCGGUACACGGUAUGGAACGCAUCGACCAUUUUCCCACUCCACCCAACAAUAGCAGCUGGUUUGACACAGACCUUUGA
This is a messenger RNA of Cylicostephanus goldi, 333 nucleotides long. The record is from the annotation of a GenBank genome assembly. NCBI's taxonomy places the organism in Eukaryota, Metazoa, Nematoda, Chromadorea, Rhabditida, Strongylidae.